GACUGUCAGUCUGGUCAGUCUCGCCCCACACAGUUGUUUUUGUUGGUGAAAAAAAAUAAACAAUAAUUUCAGAGGCCCUUGGUGCGCGUAUAAAAAGUGGAAAUUAUGCAAAUCUCGACAGCGAAAACGCAAAGCGAUGGCAAUGCAAGUGUAGGCGCGGCUUUUCCGCAUUUCCCAGCCCUCGAGGGACCGCAGUGCACCUGUGCUGGCAUUUCCAGUCGUUUUUUCGCUGCAAUGGCUGCCAACCAACAGCCGAGAACGAUCAAUUCCGAUAAGUAGAAAGUAGAAAGGAUAAAGAUAGAUGAAGAGCUGAGAGCGAUUAGUCCGAGAGAACGCGGUUCGGUGCGUGGGUGUUGGCGAAAAUCGAAUAUCAACCAAAAAAAGAACCAUUUUCCUCCCGAUGACCAGAAGAAAUCGUAAGAAAAUCGGCGACUAGUUGAAAAGAGCGAAUAAGGCAACGAGAAGUGGCCUUCCCCUGGGUUAUAUAAAUUAUAUAUUACAUCUGUGCAAUACCAAAAAAGAAAUGCAGGAAUAGGCAAACAAAAAUAAAAAUCAAUGUGUGCUAUAGACGCAAAAGCCACGAAGGAAAAGCAGCAGCAGUACCAGCAGCAGCUCAGCUGAGAAAGUGCGUGUGUGUGUGUGUGUUGGUGUUUGUGGUUGUGUUCGUGUAGGAGGCAGCAACAGCAACAGCAGCAGCGGAAAGCAAGUGAAAUCAAUAAUUUGCAGCUAAAAUAAACUGCAACAAUGUCCAGGUAUCCAGGUAUCUAAUUGCGUCAACAAAUUAGUGCUGCACUGGGCUUGUGAAAACCUGUGCCUUUUGGUUUAUUAUUAUUUUUUUUGGACACCGAUCUUCGGCGAGAAAGAAGAAAAGCAAACGGAAUAAAUAAUGGAAUUUUAACAGCGUUUUAAAAGUACACUUCUGGUAGAGGAAGCAGCUGCAGCAGCGUCAGAAGCUAAGCCAGAGGCAUCGGAGGAAGCUCCAGAGCAGAUCUAGUGGACCGUUUCCAAAACAACCGAACGAGAGAUGAUACCCACCAGCAUCACCAACUCGCCGCCACCAGCGGGCUUGGGUCAGAAUGGAGCUGCUGCCACAGCGACGGGGGGUGCGGCGGGUCUGGGACUGGGAGUGGGAGUGGGAGGAGUGGCUGGUGUGGGCACUAGUUCGAGUGGCAUCCAGUCAGCCGGGGCUCAGAACAAUUUAAGCUCCAUAGUGCUGGGCCUGGCCUCGCUAAUCCUUGAGGGACGACCCAUCUCCGAUGACGAGUAUCAGCAGCAGCACGUGGUGGUGGCAUCGUCCGGUUCUGGAGGAGGAUCCGGCGGGAAUAACCUUGCUGGCCGCCUCUCGCCACGUCCCUCCACUUCGCGAGCUGCCAUUAACAUAACGACGAAUCCCUAUGGUUCCAUGGGAGGAUCGGACAGCCGAGCCGGCAGCGGCUCAGCCGGAGGAGCGUCUAGCAGCAGCAGCACCUCGUUGACCCACCAACGCUGGACGCAGAAACUGUGCCAGCUGCGACAAAUCUCACCUGCUGCCCAGGCGAUGAGUGCCGAGCCCGAACUGGUGGCCCUGGCCAUCAAUGAUCUCAACAAGGAUCACGGUGACUACGAGAUCGUGAGGAGAGUGAUGCUCAACAGAGCGGGGGGAAUGGGAGGUGGUGGUGGUGGUGGCGGCACCGGAGGCACCAACAACUCCAGUGCCGCCAGUUCCCCGGGCUCCAAUUCGUCGGAUAACAUUCUGCUCUCCCUACAAUCGCUGGCCACCACGUGUUUGAGGGGCGGACCCGCCUUGCCACCGCCUCCGGUUGAAACACGCCCCCUAAAUCUGUCCUUCGUGUGGUCGGGAUCGGGGGGAUCGCCGAGUGGGGCCGUAGUCGGAGCAGCGGGAGCUGUAGCCACCACCACCAGCACCACAACAACGGCCACUGCCAGCAACGGAGCCACUGGCUCCGCAUCGAGGCCCAAACACGGGCCGCAUUGUGAUCAGUUCCUCAGGAAGAUGGGUCUGGCCAAGGGCGAGACGCCGUCGGAGCUUGAGGAGCACAUCUGUGAUAUGUCCUACGUUAAUAUGACCUGCAAUCGUUGGCGAGCCUAUUGUAUGAAGAUGGAGGCAAUCCUGGCCAGGCGCGAACCCGUUUGCAUCGAGGUGUACCUGGGUCCAGUCAGCCACAAGCUGCUAUUGGAGCAGUGGAUCAUCAGCGGCAAGGAAAAAGUUCCUCCGCCCACGAUGACCCUACCCUCACUGUGCAGUGCCAUCCGAAGUCAGUUGUACUUCUCCCAGAUCGUGGCCUGGUGCGACCUGCUCCGCAAGUGCGAUCCCUCGGUGUACGACAGCGGGCGGGUGAUCUUCUCCAACUGCGCCAACAAUGCCGGCGAUCUGGCCACCAGUUACACAUCCAGCGGGGGCGGGCCGAGGAGACCUCGUCUCAACAUUUUCUACAGGAUCAAGCAGCACACGACCACCGGUGGCCAGUUCCAGGAGGAUGGCUUCAGCGCCAAGGCCAAUGUGCACAACUUUCCCAACGUGAAUGUCUCGGAGAACUACAGUAUCUCGGUGUGCGUUAGGAGCUUGCCGAGGAUCAAUGGUGGCCUGCCUCACGUGGAGCCCCUCGUCCCGAGUCCUGCCCCCAGACACAAGCUCUUGGCAGCAGAUCCGGCCAGCACACCGACUGGAGGCGGGGGGCUACAUGCGGCCACGCCCACUGGCCUGGGAGCGAGGAUUUGUGCCGCCACCCCCACGACGUCGGCCAGCGGAUCCCACUGUGAUAACGGAAAAACGGGAAUGGGCCUGGACGAACUGGAUGGGGAUUCGAGCCUGAGCCACCGGGAGAGGCAGCUGCAGAAAUACCGCAAGAGAAUGCAGCGCCGGGACAAGAAGCGGGAGAGGAAAUCCUCCCCAGACAGGCCACACCACGCAGAGGAGCCCAUGGAGGAGGGCGAGGAGUCGCAGUCGUUGACACAGUCGGAGCCGCAAUCCCUGGCCUUGACUCUGCAACAGCCGCGGCGCAUCGCCAUGAUCUCCACGGGCACCCAAACGUCCCUCAGCAGCUGCCAGCAGUGCGGGAGCGAGAAGACCCUGCUCUGCCUCAGCUGCACAGGAGGAGUGGGAUGUGGCGCUGACAACGGCACGGCCACCAAGGAGAAGCCAUCAGCCGGCAAGCUGGAGGAGCUGGAUGACGGGGAUACGACGGCCUCCGAAAUGGAGGAAACAUCCAGCUGCAGUCUCAGCAGCGGUGAUCUCAUCGUGGGCACGCCUCGCAACAAGGCCGAGCUGCUGCUGCAGGCCAUCCAGCGCACGCCAAAGAACCGCAGCCGGAAGCCCCAGCAUCCGGAGGUGGCCUGCCGCAAUUCAGAUCUCAACGGGGGCCAGAACAACAACCUGGCGAAGAUCACGCCUGCCAGUAGCGGGUGUCAGGUGUGCAAGCGCCAGAAGACCCAACACAACUUCUCGAAUGGAAGCAACGGCAGCGGAGCGAAGGAGCAGUCACCCACCAAUGAAAGCCGAAGGAGUAAUGGCUACGGGAGCAUGGAGCAGGAGGCGCAACAGGCAUCAGAUGCUCAGAACGCCUCCACCAAGCUGACGCCCAACAUAGAGCGCUGCUCGCUGAAUCCCUCCGAGCGCUGCACAACACCACCACCGGGAAUCGAUGACCACAUAGUGGUGCAGUUCAAAACGCCGCUGAGCCAUGUGCCAGCCAAGCCCCAGCCCGAUGCCAUGGUGCCCCUGCAGCAGCAGUCUCUGGGCAGAUCAUCGCCCAAACCCAGCCAGCUGAGGCUGAACUGUGGAAACGGGCUGGCGGACAGCGAGACGCCGCCCCAGAGCAUAUCGCCUCUGAUGCGGAAGGCCCUGCCCAAGGUCAACCUCACUACCAUCUUCUGCAGCUCGGCGCCCAUUGCCAUCGGGGCGCCUGCCUUCAGCUUUGAUCCAGCUUCCCUGAGUCAUGCCCACUCUCAGCUGCUGGCCCCGGAUGUGGGUGCCACACCGCCAGUGCAGAAGUCCUUCUCGGCGCCCACUUUGCCGAACUCGGCAUCGCUCUCGGUCUCGCCCAGAUUCGCCAAACAGGCGCUGGCUGCCCACAAGCGGCGGUCCCGCCACCUAAGCGAUCGCAGCGACCGGAGCUCCCUGGGCUCCGACGAGCAACUGUCCGACGAGGAUCUGGAGUCGGGUAUGUGCAGUCCGGCGGGUGGGUCGCCCUUGAAGAGUCGCGCCCGCUUGGCUGCCCACUUUGGAGGGCGUCCGCUUCUGGGAAAUCUCGAGGAGUCGCUGCUUCAGCGCCGCCUUAUGCCCAAAAUCGAGGUGAUGGGCUUCAAGCUGCAGCUGGGCGCCUCUGGAGGAUUCUGUCCCACCCAGCUGACGAUCCCAGCUGUCUCCUACUUCUAUGAGCUGCACGGCGAGACGCUAAGCACUCCCUACCUGUGCGAGAUUCGUCUGCCGCGGAAGGGAUACUCGGUGCCGAGGACUGGAACGGUGCAGGCCACGCUGCUGAAUCCUAUGGGAACGGUGGUGCGGAUGUUUGUGAUACCCUAUGAUAUGCGGGACAUGCCGCCGCUACACCGCACCUUCAUCCGGCAGCGGAUACUGGCCGAGGAGGUGGGCCAGGAGCAGGAUUCUGGUCCGCAAGUGCCGCGAAGUCCAACCGCCCACAGCACCACCAGCAAACUGGGGCACUUCAUCUCUUCCGAGCAAAUGAAGCGACUGCGCUACUCCAUUCACCUAAGGUUCCAGACAUCGCGCUCUGGACGGCUGUCCUUGCACACCGACAUCCGUCUGCUGAUCUCACGGCGCACCGACUGCGACACUGCGGCCGCCCAUGCCAAGGGUGUGCUGGAGGCGCCCAAUGAACUGGUCACCGACACCCUGAUGCCUGGCGAGCCGCGCUACAGUGCCCGGCAGGAGAGCGCCAGCAGAAUUUAGUAGCUACUGCAAGCCCUGGGCGGCACCUUCGAGCUACUCCGUCGCCUGUGCCAGCAGCUGCAGGAGAAGUGGCAGCAAGUGCAGUGGCGGGAGCAGCAGGAUCUCUGGCAGUGGCCCAGAUACCAGUUGUAGGCGGAGCAUAGGAGGAGGGCAGGAGGCGAAAGAGACUCCAACUGCUUUACUAGCUUAUUGUUUAAUCUAUCCCUAAGCUUAAUUUCUUGGUCGGAUUUAUUUUUUUGUGAAAUUGCGCCUUGCAGGAGGUUUCCAUUCGUUUAGUUUUGAAACAUUGCAAUGUAAAAAUGUUGAUGAUCCAGUUAUGAAUACGAAAGCAAUCGAAUUAGUCAGACGGCAGUCGGUCAGACGCGAGAAUCAAAUCUAAUUGUAUAUCCUUUGCAACAGCAACAGCAA
This is a messenger RNA of Drosophila bipectinata, 5317 nucleotides long. It is a transcript of the gene atos, whose product is annotated as atos homolog atossa. The record is from RefSeq and is a predicted model, not a curated record. NCBI's taxonomy places the organism in Eukaryota, Metazoa, Arthropoda, Insecta, Diptera, Drosophilidae.